AUGAAUGUGGUUCCGCCUACACCACCUGUACACCCUGCUGGAAACAUAGGUGCCAGCGGCUUGUUCGAGCGAUUUCAGCGCUUCCGACCUCCUACUUUUACAAGUAUUGACAGACCUAAGGAGGCCGAGUAUUGGCUUGACCGCAUCUCUAAGAUACUGAAGCCGCUACGCUGCACUGAGGUAGAGCAGGUUGAACCGGUCUAUUCAAUUUCAAACCCGUAUAAAACCCCCACCAAGUCCCUGCGAGCCCCUUCGCCCCGCUUCGCACACCCCUCCAUCUCUCUCUCUCUCUCUCUCUCUCUCUCUCUCUCUCUCAUGGCUUCUCUCCUUCUCUUCCUCACUCUUUCUCUUCUCUCUCUCCCCUCUCUCUCUUCUCCAAGCCCCAGCAAAACCCAUCUCUCCUUCCCUCUCUUUUCCAUCCCUCUCUCACCAUCUCCACUCAUCGCAUCCCUCUCUUCCAACACCCCCAAAACCCAAAUCCCCAGAAACCCAUCUCCAAUUUCCAAAAUCCCUCAAAACCCAUCUCCAAAUUCCAAAAUCCCCACCAUAUCCCGCUUCAAAUACACCAUGGCGCUCGUCCUAUCACUCCCCAUCGGCACUCCUCCUCAAUCCCAGCCUAUGGUCUUAGACACCGGCAGCCAGCUCUCCUGGAUCCAAUGCAAGCCCAAAAGACUUCCCAAAACGCCCUCCUUCGAUCCCUCUCUCUCUUCCACCUUCUCUCUCCUUCCCUGCAACACCCCUCUCUGCAAGCCUCGAAUUCCCGAUUUCUCCAUUCCCACCUCUUGCGAUUCCAACCGUCUCUGCCACUACUCCUACUUCUACGCAGACGGCACCCUCGCCGAGGGCAAUCUCGUCAAAGAAAAAAUCUCCCUCACAAAUUACCAAUCUACCCCUCCCAUCAUCCUCGGCUGCAGCCGUGACGCCAGCUCCGCCGAGGGCAUUUUGGGAAUGAACCUCGGCCGGCUCUCUUUCACCUCCCAGGCGAAGAUCCAAAAGUUCUCGUACUGCGUCCCGAGCCGCCGGAAUCUGACCCAGAGAUCGCCGCCGGUGGGGAGUUUCUUGAUCGGCGACAACCCGUACUCGGGCGGGUUCAAGUACGUGGACCUGAUGCGGUUCGGUGCGGGCACCGACAACCUUCCGUAUCUCGAUAAGUUGGCUUAUACGGUCGGGAUGGAAGGGAUACGGAUCGCCGGCAGGAGGUUGAACAUCUCCCGGGCGGUUUUCCGGCCUGAUUCCGGCGGGGCGGGUCAGACGAUGAUAGAUUCCGGCACGGAGUUCACGUUCUUAGUGGAGGAAGCGUACAAUAAGGUUAAACAGGAGGUGGUGAGGUUGGUGGGACCCACCAGGCUUAAGAGCGGGUACGCUUAUGCAGGGGCGCUGGAUGUGUGCGUGGAUGGAAACGUGGCGGUGAUCGAACGGUUGGUUGGGGAGAUGGUGCUUGAGAUGGAACGUGGGGUGGAGAUUGUGGUAGGAAAGGAGCAGAUGUGGGUCCCAGUCGGAGGUGGGGUCACGUGCCUGAGCGUGGGGAGUUCGCAGAUGCUGGGAGUCGAGAGUAACAUCAUCGGGAAUUUCCAUCAGCAGAACCUGUGGGUGGAGUUUGAUGUCUUGAAUCGGAAGGUGGGGUUUGGGAAGGCUGACUGUAGUAAGGUUGUGUAGUUUGGUGGGACCCACCUGGAGCGGAGAUCUUGGUUCGUUCAUCAGAUGGACCGACUCGUUUUCUGGACGUCCGGAGGUUUCCAUUGCCAGGAAGGAAGAUGUUUUCGGAUGGACGUAAAUGCCCCUAAAAAUGAAGGAAAUUGCGGGACGGCGGUUUGAUUUUCUUUAUUUUUGGGGGCAUUUUGGUCUUUUUACGCUAAUACAGGACUGUGUAUUCUUUUAUUAAUUAGUGGGACCCACUGGGCGAUGUAAGGUGACUUUGUAAGUAGCGUAUUCGGCUUGAGUACGAAUGUUUAUAAUCGUGAGGUGUUC
Magnolia sinica is the source of this 1968-nucleotide messenger RNA. RefSeq names its product aspartic proteinase PCS1-like. The coding region runs from base 1 to 1656 and encodes 551 amino acids. Gene Ontology annotation, biological process: proteolysis. NCBI's taxonomy places the organism in Eukaryota, Viridiplantae, Streptophyta, Magnoliopsida, Magnoliales, Magnoliaceae. Gene Ontology annotation, molecular function: aspartic-type endopeptidase activity. The record is from RefSeq and is a predicted model, not a curated record. The transcript is spliced from 2 exons.